Angiostrongylus costaricensis is the source of this 1335-nucleotide messenger RNA. NCBI's taxonomy places the organism in Eukaryota, Metazoa, Nematoda, Chromadorea, Rhabditida, Metastrongylidae. The record is from the annotation of a GenBank genome assembly.
AUGUCGAAUCCAGCAAGAGAGGGCUACCAGGAGUUCGAGAACGAUAUUCGGCGCCCAGUUGUGGAAAACACACCUGUGUUCCAAGACCGCGCUACUUCACAGAAUGCCCUCACUUCAGGCCAGGCUUUCAUUCAUAUGAUUAAGGCUAUGCUUGGCACUGGUCUUCUGUCGCUGCCGUUAGCAUUCAAGCACUCAGGACUGUUUUUGGGACUUAUUCUAACCGUAGUCAUCUGUAUGAUCUGUCUCUACUGCAUGCGACAAGUUGUGUUUGCUGCACAUUUCGUUUGUAUGCUUAGAAACGGUCGAGACUGGAUCGAUUAUGCCAAUAUAAUGCGCGGGGCUGUGGAAAUGGGCCCUUCAUGGAUUCGUCAUAAAGGAUAUUUCUUCAAGCAGUUAGUGAACGUGAACAUGUUCGCUUCGCAGCUUGGUUUCUGCUGUGUGUAUUUCGUAUUUAUGGCCGACAAUUUGGAAGAUUUCUUCAAUAACAACACGUCAAUCAAGCUUUCGAAGGCUGUAUGGAUGCUUCUCAUUCUGGUCCCAAUGUUAUUUGUAUGUUCAAUCAGAAGGCUUUCUAUUUUGGCACCAUUUGCCAUGAUUGCAAAUGCUACCUAUAUAGUCGCUGUUGCAAUAGUUCUGUUCUUUUUUGUUAGUGAUCUUCGGCCUGUCAGUUCACUACCGUGGUUUGGGCGUCUUUCUGACCUGCCGUUAUUUUUUGGAACGGUUAUGUUUGCAUUUGAAGGUGUCGCUGUGAUCAUGCCGAUUGAGAAUCGAAUGCGUGAUCCUCAUGCGUUCAUUGCUUGGAACGGAGUGCUGAAUUCGAGCUGUAUUGUUGUGCUGACGAUUUUCUCAGUUACCGGAUUUUACGGGUACUUGUCGUUAGGUGACGAUGUUAAGGAUACUGCGACACUCAAUCUUCCGAUGACACCCUUUUACCAAGUGAUUAAACUGAUGUUUGUCGCUUGUAUUAUGGUGUCCUAUCCAUUGCAAUUCUAUGUUCCAAUGGAACGUGUCGAGAAAUGGAUUACGCGCAAGAUUCCUGUUUCCAGACAAACUUUUUACAUAUAUGGAACACGAUAUCUUGGAGUUCUCUUCACUUGCGCCAUAGCUGAACUUGUCCCACAUCUUGCCCUCUUUAUUUCGUUGAUGGGUGCAUUUUCGGGCGCAUCAAUGGCACUACUGUUCCCACCGUGCAUCGAGCUGUUGACCUGCUAUGCAAAACAAGAACUGACGUCAAGUGUUUGGGUAAAAAACGUAUUUCUUCUUUGUUUUGCCAUGCUUGGGUUCACUACUGGCACAUUUGCGGCUUUAUCAGAGAUUUUCAAAAAAAUGGCCUAA